UAAAAAUGGCGUGUAAAUAAGCCAUAGUUUUAUUUAUAAACUAAAACAAGUGAUUUAUUAUUAAAUAGUGAUAUAAAUCUUCAUAAUAUUUUUUAUUUAUAAAUAAAUUAUUGAAGUGAUUAACCCAACUAUUCUUUACGAAGAAGAAUAAAUUGAAUGGUGUUGAGAAUGGUGAAUAAAUAAUUAAAUGCGUUUAUCACGUAAUUUUUUAAUAAAAUUGACCCUUGUUGCGGCUGUUUUGCUCGCUUUAUAUUGCCUUCAAAUUCCAAAUGCUUCUUAUUAUUGGAACAUUAAUAAUUCACGUUCACACAAUGUUAAUGAUCAUGAAAACCAUUCAACCGCCUUAAAUUCAUACACUAAUUAUUAUAAUUUAUCGGUUAAAACAUUAUAUGAGUUAGAAUCAACUAAUGUUACCUAUCAUAAUGUUUGGUGUAUAUUUACUAAAGUUACAUCAAUGUCUCCAAUGAAGAAAAAAUUUCGUAUUUUUACGGAAUCAUUAUUAAAGUUUGCAUCAGUUGAUGUAGCACUUCAUGUUAUAACUGAUGACAGUAGUCAAAAAAUUGCUAAAAGAAUUAUUCAAAAUAUAGUUUCAGUACUGAAGAAACCAGUACAGGUGCAAUACUAUGAUGUACACAAAUUAGCAUUACAACUAGAAGAUAUUGUAUCGGUGAUGUCAUUAAAAUUCUCCAGUAAACCAGGAACAUAUUAUUCAGAUGCUCUAUUUUUUUUAUCGUUAGGAUUGCAUAGAAUAGCUUCUCCUCAACAAAAAGUAGCAGUAAUGCUUGAUGUCGAUACAAAAUUACGUGAAGAUAUAAAAGAACUUUUUCAAGAAUUCGAAGAGUUUGGAGGGCAAGCUUUGUUUGGUUUAGCACCUGAAUUGACACCAGUAUAUCGUCAUGUUUUAUACAUUUUUCGAAGUCAGCAUCCAGAUACUAUGUUUGGAGAGCCAUUCUCAUCUGGCGGAUAUCCUGGAUAUAAUAGUGGAGUAGUAUUAUUUAACUUAGAGAGAUUACGUAAUUCAUUAGAGUAUGAUCAAAUUGUUAGCAGAGAUAUGGUUGAACAUAUGACAGAGAAAUAUAGUUUUAAGGGACAUUUAGGUGACCAAGACUUUUAUACACUCUUAGGAAUGGAAAGACCUGAAUUAAUUCACACAUUGGAUUGUGGAUGGAACCGACAACUGUGUACAUGGUGGCGUGAUCGUGGAUAUGCCGAUGUAUUCGCUAAUUAUUCACAAUGCAAUUCUGAAAUAAAGCUGUGGCAUGGAAAUUGUAAUGCACCUAUUCCAGAUUUAUAAAUGAAAAUAGUAAAGCAAAAAUGUAACAAAACAUGUACUGAAAUUGAUGUAUUCUACAUUGAUAAUCAUACAAAACAGCUUUGGAGUAGCCGCACAUGAAAUUAUAAUUUGUAAGUUGCAGUCAGAAUAAAUUACACCAGGUGAAUGAUUCUUUACUUUAUGAAUGACAAUGAAAGCAAUGUAAUUAUCAGUUAAUUUUUUUUCUUUCAAAAUAGUUUUAUAUCCAAAAUGUAGAAUUUAACUAAAUCAUUAAAUAUUUACAAAAAUUAAA
This is a messenger RNA of Chelonus insularis, 1565 nucleotides long. It is a transcript of the gene Xxylt, whose product is annotated as Xyloside xylosyltransferase. NCBI's taxonomy places the organism in Eukaryota, Metazoa, Arthropoda, Insecta, Hymenoptera, Braconidae. Gene Ontology annotation, biological process: protein O-linked glycosylation via N-acetylgalactosamine. Bases 188 to 1294 code for a protein of 368 amino acids. Gene Ontology annotation, molecular function: xylosyl alpha-1,3-xylosyltransferase activity. The record is from RefSeq and is a predicted model, not a curated record. The transcript has 3 exons. Gene Ontology annotation, cellular component: endoplasmic reticulum membrane.